Messenger RNA from Balaenoptera acutorostrata (minke whale), 2664 nucleotides. RefSeq names its product ubiquitin specific peptidase 26 (gene USP26). Gene Ontology annotation, cellular component: nucleus; cytosol. NCBI's taxonomy places the organism in Eukaryota, Metazoa, Chordata, Mammalia, Artiodactyla, Balaenopteridae. Bases 1 to 2664 code for a protein of 887 amino acids. The record is from RefSeq and is a predicted model, not a curated record. Gene Ontology annotation, biological process: protein deubiquitination; G1/S transition of mitotic cell cycle. Gene Ontology annotation, molecular function: cysteine-type endopeptidase activity; cysteine-type deubiquitinase activity. The transcript has a single exon.
AUGGCUGCUCUAAUGGUACAUGGUUUUGUCCAAAUAUGGAACCUGAAGACUGGGAUAACUGAACUAAAUGAAGCAUGCAUUGAAAUAGUGGAAAAAAGGAGGAACGUUAUGUUGGUCAUCUCUCUUGGUAAUGGAGAAUACACAGCAUUUCAGCUAAGUAAUAAUAUUAAAAACAUAGUCCUUAGACCCUAUGGAGAAGACCAAAAUUAUCUGCAUUUAACUUUCCAAACUAAUGACUUACUGUUUAUUGAAAGAUUAUCCUCCAGAGAUGCCCAAAACUUGAAGAUGUUCCUGAAUAGAUUCCAUCAAAAUCAUCUUCAACCACCCGUAAGACCUGAUAGGGAUGGGAGUAUCUUUGCCAGUACAACAAUAGAGAAGGUAGGUGAGGGGACAUCGUUUUGUAACACGUCAAGUAGUCAACCUUUUGAGAAAGAAAUAAAUGAAACACCUGAUGAUAUGAAGAUGGCUUUGUUUGCAUCAGAAUCACUAAGAUUUACCUGUGAAGGGUUAUUAGAAAAUAGAUAUGGGAAGAGGAAAAGGAAGCCAUCAUCUGGCUCAGAGCUGAAUAAGAACUUCCUGCAAGAGAAUACCUUUGUGAGAAGAAAGAAGUCAAAGAUGAACACCUUGAGAUAUGUAAGCCACAAUAAGAAAAAAUUAAGGUUAAAACGGAAUAAUAAAUUGAAACUUGGACCUUCAUUCAAGAUCGAUUCUACUGGAAACUCUUAUUACCUAGAUGUCACUGAUCUUCUCCAAAGACUGUCUGAGAAAAUAUAUUUAGCAUUUCUCUUAGGAUCAGGGUAUGGUGAAAGUGACCCAGACUGGCACAAACUCAGCAUGAUCUUUGAAUUUUACCCACAGAAACUAUGGCAGGGCCUCCCCAAUUUGGGAAACAGCUGCUAUAUGAAUUCAGUUUUACAGUCCUUAUUUUCCGUGCCAUCGUUUGCUGAUGAUUUACUCAAGCUGGGCUUCUCACGGGAUAAAAUUCCCCUUGAUGCACUUAGCAUAUGCUUGGUACGGCUGCUUGUUUUGAAAGAUACUUAUAACAUAAAAAUCAAGGAGGAGUUACUUGUGAAUAUUAAAAAAGCCAUUUCAGCAGUUGCAGAGAUAUUCUCUGACGACAUGGAGAACGAUGCGCAUGAGUUUUUAGGUCACUGUUUAGACCAGGUGAAACAAAACGUGGGAAAAUUAACCACAAUUGGGAAGACUAAAAUUGAAUCUGAGGAAGGAAAUUCACCUCAACAGGUUUCUGCUGGUAGUGCUGACACCAAGGGUCUUGUUUGCCCCGUUCGGAACAAUUUUGAUUUCGAGUUGCUGCACUCAAUUAUUUGCAAAGCCUGUGGGCACGUUGUUCGUAAGACAGAGGUCAGUGAUUCUCUCUCCGUAAAUCUUCCCCAGGGAAAACAAGCACUUCCCUUGUCUGUUCAGUGUAGUUUUGAUCUUUUCUUUGAAGGAGAAGAACUUGAGUAUAAAUGUGAAAAGUGUAACCACAGGAGUUCUAUUGCAGUGCAUAAAUUCAGUAGGCUACCCAGGGUCCUCAUUGUUCAUCUGAAACGCUAUAAAUUUAAUGAGUUUUGGUCCUUAAAGAAAGAUGACCGCACAGUCGUUAUUAACAAAUACUUAAAGUUAUCUUCCCAUUGCAAUGAAACCACCAAACCGCCGCUUCCCUUAAGCAAGAAUGCACCUCUUAGGGCUUCCCGAGUCUUUAAAGUCUUUCAAAAGAUGAAUUCUGAAACCAUCAGUUCAUUGACAGCUUCAACAAAGCAGACCUCGGAAUCCAAGGAUUCUUUGGCUCCACACAUUAGAUCAGACAAAGAGUCUGAACCACAAAAACGCCAGACUCUUCAUAAAGGUUCAAGAGGAGUACGGCAGCAAAAAGACCUGGGAAAAUAUUCUAAACUAAAUAUAAUAGAGUCCACGUUGGCAAACACAGGACAUGGAGCAGCCAUUGCAAGAGAGCUGUUAGCAGUAGGCCUAAUGAUGAAUCUGGAAGACAGCUCCCUUUCUCUGAAAGGUCUACCCACCAGCAGCAGCCCAGAUACAUGUCACAAAGUGCCUGAAAAUCCAAAACUAAAGAAAUACAAGGGAACCAAUAUGUCUGCAGAUUUUGAGAGCGUGGCCGAGACCACCGAAGAAUUUUGUAAAGAUAAAAAAAACAGAAUUGCAGAAGAAUCUUGCCAAGUGCCUCAAGACACCCAACCUUAUGAGGGGAUGAGACUCUGUGAACAAGACCUUUGGCUGGCACUGCUUCGAAGACUUCCCAAGCCAGAUACCCAGUGGUACACAGAGAAAUGCAGAAGACCUACGGAAUUAAGUUUCCAGGGAGCCAAGGUGAAUUCCCUAGGUGCGUUGGGUUCCAAUGUAGACCCUGGAAACAAGGGCUCUUCAGAUGUGGAACAGGUAGACAUACCAAAAAGAGAAGCCAAGAUGGGAGAUAGUCAUGACUAUCGGCUCAUCGGUGUUAUCAGCCAUCUUGGAAAAAGAGGGGUUUCCGGCCAUUAUAUCAGCGAUGCCUACAACUUUGAGAGGCGAGAGUGGUUGACUUACAACGAUCUGCAAGUAUCAAGUAUCCAGGAGGCCCCAAUGCAGAAGGCUAGGCUUUGCACUGGCUACAUCUUCUUUUACAUGCACAAUGAGAUCUUUGAAGAGCUGUUGGGAAGGGAAUAG